AGCAGCACAAACCAGUCAUACCCGGCAAUGGUGGUGGCCCUGAAAAACUGUCUAGUUGAGCAGAUAAGAUGUCAUUACUAGACCACACCAGCAUAAAGGUUGCAUGUUUAGUCACGGCACUGUGUUACGGAGAGUCAAGAGUUUACUUGUAUCUCAAGGACUUGAAUUUACAACUAACCUGCUAUGUUUAAGCUGAUGGAAGAGAAGACACUCAUCAAGCUUGCCAUGGUGUCCAGACUGCCUAAGUUCGGUGUCCGCCCCACCACGGGGGUCACCAGCCCCCUACCCAAUGGAACCACCCCUUCACCCCAAGACAGCAAGACCACCCCCCCAGCAAGACCCAAUGGGGUGGUCCGUGCCUCCUCCUUCUCUCUAAAAUGGAGGAAAGACGGGGGCAGUACUCCAACCACCCCCACUAGCCUUGAAGAUGAUGCAUGCCCAAAGGAGGGAGGGGACAAGCCCAAGACUCAGCACUCCACAUGGGGGAGGGAGAUCAAAAAACCCUCCCCAUCCACCCCUAAGAGGGUUAGGAGGUCUGGUUCGUCUGAGUCAUCUACUUCCAGCCCCAGGGCCAUCCCCCGCCAAGCCGCAAAGACCAGCACCAAGGCAGGGCCCAGACAGGGGCAGAGCAACUCCUUCAGUGGAGGCCCCAAACUAGGCCAAAAUGGAGCUACUGAUGGCCCAGGACAGUCAGGCUCAGGGCUGGUGAGGCCACGGGCCAGCUCCAGCUCCCCGCGCAGCAGCUCUAGAGAUAGCCUGUCCCAGUCCAGUGACAGCCUCAAGUCCCUCACACUGGACAACAUGGUGCGCUCGCAGAGUUUCACCCACUUCAAGCAGAUCCCGUCCCCGACCAACUUGCCCAUGGCACGCUCCUUCUCCUUUAACCGGGCAGUGGAGCUGGCCAAGCCUCUGGCCAACACCCAGCUACAACCACCCAGGACCAACCACAUCAGACCCCACCAGCUGUCGAAUGGGAGGCAGGGCCUGGGGAUGGGCCUCGGCCUGGGGACAGGGCUGGGGGGGCUUCAGUAUCCUCGGAGCCUCUCUUCAGCCGGCUCCCCCUCCACAACCCCUAGUGCCCUGAAAAAACCUCUUCUCCCCAACUGUGUUCUGAACAAGCCUUCUGCUCUGGGCUAUAGACUGACACGGCCUGGCCAGGUCAAGCAGCAGAAACCCCUGUUUACAGGGAGGGUGAAGGGGGAGGUCAGGGCUGGAGGAGUGGGGGACGGGGUUAGGGCAGAGUCACCCCCCCUCACCCUCACUCCAGACCCCCUUAGUGACAGCGACAGGACCUCAGGGGGGCAGCUCAGGGGGACAGGGGAGGGGCUAGAGGACAUGUCUCUCUCCUCAGCCUCAUCGCUCUCUCGAGGAGACACCAGCGAGGAGUUCUUGGAUGACUUUAAUAACCUGGCUGAUGGGGAUGUCCCAGACAACAGGACGAGAGAUAGUACUGCCACUCAGACCCGCCUGCGGAGCUUCCUGAAUGAGACCAUGGACUGGAAUGAGAUGGGCCUCUCAGGGCGGAAGGAGGAAGUUGGGGUGAGGACAGUCCUUGACAUCCUGACCCCAGAGAGGGGAGACUUCCUUCAGGGCUCGUCUCUGGAGUUAUCCCCCUCCAACAGCUCGGGGGGCACUUACAUGUGGGACGAGGAGGAUCUGGAGCCCCUGGGACCCAGAACACACCCAUGUGAGAGCUAUGAUGACUCAGACCGCCUCAACAGCAUGGACAUUCUGAACAACCUGGACCCCCUGGAGCCAGCUGACCUGGAGGACGACGACCUCAUGCUGGACGUGGACCUCCCUGAGGACGGAUCUCUACGAACACAGACAACAGUGGCUCCAGACGCUGAUGAGAUGGCCCAUUCUGACCGCUCAGAGAGGGGGGGACGAAAGGGUCACUGGAGGAGGAGACAGCCUCGCUGGAAUGGACUAGACCACUUCCAUAAUGACAACAGGGGUCCAGUGUUCCAGCAGUAUGAGGGUUACACUUGUCAUGGAGGGUUCAUGGUUGGCCCCCGUCCUCUUCCUCCUGUAGGGAGACACGAUGGCUACUUGGGGGCGCUGGAUGAGCUCACACUCAAACACAUGGCCCAGGACUGCAGCUCUGUGAAAAACAAGCUGCUCAAACUCAAUAGUUUAAAUACAGAGAUCGUAGCAAACGGCAACAGUAUGGUGGAUGGAGGCCCAGAGGUUGUGAAGGAGGGUGAGGAGGUUGAGGAGGAUAACAGCACAACUAUACAGUUGGAGGAGCUAAUGAAGGAGGUGCGGGAGCUCAGGGAGGAGCUGAGGGAUAAGGACAGGACAAUCACACAGCUCACACGACAGCAACAGGCGUCUGCUCAUGCUGACCAGCCUGGGAGCUGUCACUGUCACCAGAGGCCACCGUCGCUCGAGGAGGACAGACAGACGCACCAAGACAAGGCCACACAGACACCCUGGAGAGGACAAGGAAACAGCCAUGCCGGUGUGCCGCCCGCCCCCUUCCUCUCCCCCUGGCAGAGCCAGUACCAUGGGCCGCCCCGCACCAGCAUGCCCCAGCGCAGACAGAGAAUGGAGCACCUUGUGCAUUACAUCACUGACAAAGCGUGCUUCAAAUACUACAGCCUUCCAGCCCCAGCCACCACGAGCACCUCACCCAGGAAAGACUAGUAAAAACAGCCCUCACCGAGGGCCACAGUGACCCCCAGAGAAGGAGGAGCAGGGGAGAUGGGUCCCCUUGCACAGACUCUGACCGCCCUGCUAGAAGCC
Salvelinus sp. IW2-2015 is the source of this 2748-nucleotide messenger RNA. The record is from RefSeq and is a predicted model, not a curated record. NCBI's taxonomy places the organism in Eukaryota, Metazoa, Chordata, Actinopteri, Salmoniformes, Salmonidae.